Achroia grisella is the source of this 3382-nucleotide messenger RNA. RefSeq names its product piwi-like protein Ago3 (gene Ago3). Gene Ontology annotation, biological process: regulatory ncRNA-mediated gene silencing. Gene Ontology annotation, molecular function: protein binding; piRNA binding. NCBI's taxonomy places the organism in Eukaryota, Metazoa, Arthropoda, Insecta, Lepidoptera, Pyralidae. The transcript is spliced from 17 exons. Gene Ontology annotation, cellular component: P granule. The record is from RefSeq and is a predicted model, not a curated record. The coding region runs from base 82 to 2829 and encodes 915 amino acids.
CGUCUGUACAAACUCGUAGAAACAGGCUUCUUUGAAAAUUUAAUAUUUUGAUUGUUUGCCACAAGUUUACAGAAGAACAUCAUGACUGAUCCAAAUAGAGGUCGAGGCCGGGGGCUGGCGUUGCUUCAGGCCUUGAAGAAGUCACAAACAACAGAUUCUACACCACAGUCGGAGCAUCCUUCUCCAGAUCCCACUCCUGGUCCCUCUGUGGCACCUAGUGUUGUAAGCUCAGAUGCUGGAACAACUACUACAAUAGGUGGUAGAGGUCGUAUAGCAGCUUUGAUGCUUUCAAAGAUGCAUCAGAAACCUGGAGAUAUUCCCUUCGUUCCUGCUACUGAUGUUAGCCCUAGUGCACAGACAAUCGGUGCUGGCCGGGGCCUGAAGCUAUUACAGACUCUACAAGCUUCAAAAUUGGCGGGUAAGGCUCAUAGUAGUGUUGAACAAGUUACCACAAGCAUGGCAGAAAGUACAAUCUCAUCCACAGCACAGUCAUCAUUUGUUGCUAAGAAUAAAUAUUUCAGAGAAGUAAAAGACACACCUCCAGUAGUAAUGAAAGGAGACUCAGGUGCACCGUUGGAAUGUACAGCCAAUUUCAUAUAUUUGAAUUUUGAGGAAAACAAUGUUUUUGAGUAUGAAGUCCAAUAUGAACCAAAUCAGGAUUACAAACAUCUGCGCUUCAAGUUACUCAAUGAACACAAUCAUUAUUUUAAGGAGAAGACAUUCGAUGGUACUACACUGUAUGUGCCACACAAGUUACCCGAUGAGGCAACAAAUUUAGUAUCCACAAAUCCAUAUGAUAAUAGUAAAGUACAAAUAAUUAUAACAUUCAGAAGAACUCGUCGCUUGAGUGAGAUGAUACAUCUAUACAAUGUGCUGUUCAAACAGAUAAUGAAAGACUUGCAACUGGUGAGAUUUGGCAGGCAACAUUUCAAUGAACACGCCGCUAUUCAAAUUCCACAGUACAAAUUGGAAGUUUGGCCAGGAUACGUAACUGCAGUUGACGAAUAUGAAGGCGGUCUGAUGUUAACAUUAGACUCGACGCAUCGCGUUCUCCGUACGCAGUCUGUAUUAUCGUUUAUCAAAGAGACAGUCCAACAAGAAGGGGCGAACUGGAAGAAAGCCUUAUCAGAACGGCUGAUUGGUUGUUCUGUCAUGACUUCAUAUAAUAAGAAACUGUUUAGAGUAGACAGUAUCAACGAUUCAAUGACGCCGAAGUCAACAUUCCAAAAGAAAGAGAAAGGAGAAAUGGUCGAAAUCUCUUACAUUGAUUACUAUAAAAAUAACUAUGGUAUUGAUAUCCAAGAUUGGGAUCAGCCAAUGCUUAUUUCCAGGGACACAAAACGGAUGCCAGGUUCAGAAACUCCAACAGACUUCAUGAUCUGUCUUGUUCCUGAAUUGUGCCAGUUGACUGGUCUGACUGACGAUCAACGUAGCAAUUUCAGGCUAAUGAAGGAUGUAGCUACUUACACUAGGAUAACACCAAAUCAGAGACAUGCUGCAUUUAAAAAGUACAUUCAAAAUGUGCUCGACAAUGAAACGGCUAAGAAAAGAUUAGCUGGGUGGGGUUUGAGCAUCGCUAAAGAGACAAUUAACAUUACUGCCAGAACACUACCACCGGAAACUUUAUACUUUGGUAACAAUGUUAAAAUACCUGGAAAGCCGAAUGCCGACUGGAAUGGAGAGGUGACGAAAAACGCUGUGAUGCAAGCCGUAGAUAUUAUCAAAUGGGCGUUAUUGUUUACUGAACGGGACAAACAAGUCACCGCGGAUUUCGUCGAGGUACUGAAACGCUCCUGCCGUCCCAUGGGCAUCACCGUUCACAAUCCAGACAUGGUACGUCUGCCGAACGACCGUACAGAUACAUACGUUGCAGCAUUGAAGAAAACAAUUUCAGGCCAUCUACAGUUGAUAGUGGCAAUUUGCCCCACUUCGAGAGACGACCGUUACGCGGCUAUAAAGAAGAUUUGCUGCGCUGACAACCCUAUACCGUCUCAGGUGAUAAAUGCGCGUACCAUAAUGAACCAACAGAAAGUGCGUUCAAUUACGCAAAAGAUCCUUCUUCAGAUCAACUGCAAGCUCGGAGGCACACUAUGGAAUAUCGCUAUUCCUUACAAGACUGCAAUGAUUAUCGGCAUUGACUCUUAUCACGACGCUAGUAGAAAGAAGCGUAGUGUAUGUUCCUUUGUAGCGUCUUACAAUCAAUCGAUGACACAUUGGUACUCUAAAGCGGUAUUUCAAGAGAGCGGUCAGGAAAUAGUGGAUAGUCUGAAAUCCUGCUUGGUCGACGCUCUGAAGCAUUACCUGAGGAGUAAUGGGAAGUUCCCUGACCGCAUUAUAAUAUACAGAGAUGGUGUCGGUGAUGGACAGCUGAAGCAGAUUAAACAAUACGAGAUACCACAGAUGGAAAUUUGCUUCACUAACAUGGACGUGACCUAUAAACCUACACUCACCUAUGUGGUUGUGCAGAAACGCAUUAAUACCAGAAUCUUCAUGAAGGCUGGUAGUGGGUUUGAAAACCCGCAUCCAGGAACAGUUGUUGACCAUUCUAUAACCAGACGGGACUGGUACGACUUUUUAAUCGUAUCGCAAAAGGUGAACCAAGGAACCGUAACACCGACUCACUAUGUGGUCAUCCACGACAACAGCGGUAUGUCUCCUGACCAGUGUCAAAGGCUGACAUACAAAAUGUGCCAUUUGUAUUACAAUUGGCCGGGCACGGUCCGCGUGCCAGCGCCCUGCCAGUAUGCCCACAAACUGGCAUACCUGGUCGGACAGAGUAUACACCAACAGCCGUCAGAAGCGUUAGCAGAUAAGUUAUUCUUCCUGUAAUAUAAUCGUUAUAUUUUAUGUAAAACUGGCAUAAACACAGUACUCUCGUAUUUGAUUUAAUUAAAAUCUUGCUAUUGAGUCUUCUUUUUUUAAAUAUCAGAACUAUAAAGGUAAUUUUGUUUUUUUUUUUAAUUAUAUUUUAUAUCUUUAAUACGUGUUUAUGUCAGUUUAUAUCUAUAGGUAAAGUAUAUAUAGAUAUAUCUAUAAGAUUUUGUUAAAGAAAUCUGUUAAGACAGCUCAAAGUAUUUGAUCUAUUUUUAUACUUUUUCAGUGAUAUUAUUAAUCUCAUGUAAGUGUAGAUAGUGUAAGUUCUACCUCAGUUUGUUUAAUAAAAGUGUAUAAGAUUUAAGUAUAGAUUUGGUGCUAUACAUUGUACUUUGUAAAUGCAAUGGUACUGUAAUAUAUCAGUAUAUAAUUUAAAACUUAUCGGCAUAAGUACAUGCAGUAUGUUAUUGCAUGGCCUAUGUUAAUAUGUGUACUCAGUGACGUAGUGUGGUAACUAAGGGCCGCUGCUGAGCAGUAGGGCCCUAAAUUACAAUUUUAUUAAAACGCA